Molecule: messenger RNA, 812 nt
Organism: Etheostoma cragini (Arkansas darter)
Lineage: Eukaryota; Metazoa; Chordata; Actinopteri; Perciformes; Percidae
Gene: pvalb5
Product: parvalbumin 5
Exons: 5
Coding region: 253-579 (108 amino acids)
Cellular component (GO): cytoplasm; nucleus
Molecular function (GO): calcium ion binding
Source: RefSeq, a predicted model, not a curated record
GUUUACAUAAUACCGUGAAUGAGAAAAUCAUCUGCUCUGAUUAACUGAUGAAGGAGGAGGAGGCUUUCUGUGGCGUGGGGGAAAUCUCCCUGGAUUUGAAGACAGAUACGUUAGGUUGCCUCUUGCACUCCGGAUCACAAAGCUACAAUAGAGUGUUGGUGGCUUACAAGGACAAAGCAGGAGAAGCAGAGAUCUGUGCAUCAAAGGCUCAGAGUGCAAACCUCACCCGAAACACGGCAGCUACAGAGGACCAUGGCAUUUGCAGGGAUGCUGAGCACAGAGGACAUCAAGGCUGCCGUCCAGGCUUGUCAAGCUCCAGGCACAUUCGACUUCAAGUUGUUCUUUGCACAAGUGGGACUGACUGGCUCAUCUGAGGCAGAUGGGAAAAAAGUAUUUACAGUGCUGGACCAAGACAGUAGUGGAUACAUUGAGGAGGAGGAGCUCAAGCUGUUCCUUCAGAAUUUCUCUCCGGAGGCAAGGGAGCUGACUGUAGCUGAGACCAAGAGUCUGAUGUCUGCAGGCGAUAAGGAUGGUGACGGCAAGAUUGGGCUGGAAGAGUUCUGUGAUAUCCUGAAAUAAAGAGAAUGAACAUUUUUGCCCAGGACUCACUUUCCCUUUUAUAAGAUACCAGGGUUUUUCCAGAUCGUUUGAUGCAAAGAUAUAAACCUCAGAUAGUCUCCUGCCUGCUGCUCUCCCUGUUGAUGUGAUAAAAUAAUGCAUAAAAUGUUUGGCAGAUGGAUACAUCUGAAUAUUAGUUGUGUGUGUUUAAUCAAUUACGUACCUGGAAUGGGUUAAUAAAUAUAUUUAAGAUG